This is a messenger RNA of Pectinophora gossypiella (pink bollworm), 1296 nucleotides long. RefSeq names its product histone H1.4-like. Bases 316 to 807 code for a protein of 163 amino acids. The transcript has 3 exons. The record is from RefSeq and is a predicted model, not a curated record. NCBI's taxonomy places the organism in Eukaryota, Metazoa, Arthropoda, Insecta, Lepidoptera, Gelechiidae.
UCUCCAUCUGUAAGUUUAAGAAACAUAAAUGAACUACUGUUUGGUGAUACAACUACCACCUACUUGGUGACACAUCACCCUGCAGAAUGUAAGCUUAUCUCUCUUAAUGACUCUGGCUGAACACCAGCGUAUGUGAUCUUAUUAGUUACUCUUAGGUAUUACUUUAUGUCAGUUAAUUGCCCUCUUAUACAUGACCCUUUCAAUGGUGUGCUUAUCAGCACUUAGUUAGCCGAGUAAGACUUAUUCAUUAGUGUGCAUGCCAGCACUUGGGUGGCCAAGAAAGCCUCUUAUAACAGUGUGCACGCCAGCACUUACAUGGCCAAGAAAGCCUCUCAUAACAGUGUGCACGCCAGCACUUACAUGGCCAAGAAAGCCUCUCAUAACAGUGUGCACGCCAGCACUUACAUGGCCAAGAAAGCCUCUCAUAACAGUGUGCACGCCAGCACUAACGUGGCCAAGAAAGCCUCUCAUAACAGUGUGCACGCCAGCACUUACGUGGCCAAGAAAGCCUCUUAUAACAGUGUGCACGCCAGCACUUACAUGGCCAAGAAAGCCUCUCAUAACAGUGUGCACGCCAGCACUUACAUGGCCAAGAAAGCCUCUCAUAACAGUGUGCACGCCAGCACUUACAUGGCCAAGAAAGCCUCUCAUAACAGUGUGCACGCCAGCACUAACGUGGCCAAGAAAGCCUCUCAUAACAGUGUGCACGCCAGCACUUACGUGGCCAAGAAAGCCUCUCAUAACAGUGUGCACGCCAGCACUAACGUGGCCAAGAAAGCCUCUCAUAACAGUGCACCAUACUCUUAGAUGCAACCUGGCCAGGAAAUACUUCUACGAUUGCGGGCUACUCAUUUGGACAACGGUAGCCAAGGAAGGCUUCUACAAUUGCAAGCUAUGCAUACAGACAACGUCUUCAAUUGUGGGCAUUACUUAUUGAUGCCCCCUAAAGAGUACUCAUCUAUCUUUACAAGUCGCAUUGCCGGCCGGCCAUUUUAAACACAAGUUAUUAAACAGAAUUUGGCAUCAUCGUUAGUAAAAUUAUAGUCAAAUUAAUAAAAGGGAGUUAUAUCACCACUACGUAGCUUUAGUAACAGCAUCAGCGGGACUUUCUGCACUUUUUCACUCAUAUAAAAGUUAAACUCACUUUAACUACUUUCUUAGAAAACUAGCUUGUCAAGACAAGAUUUAAGACAUAGACAAGAUUCACUUACUGAUAGAAAAAUUAGCGGGCUUCCGUUUCGGUGUUGCUACUUGUGACAUUCCAUAUUUAGAAUCGUGACUCAUCGUCACGACAAC